Messenger RNA from Drosophila ficusphila, 1206 nucleotides. It is a transcript of the gene Or88a, whose product is annotated as odorant receptor 88a. NCBI's taxonomy places the organism in Eukaryota, Metazoa, Arthropoda, Insecta, Diptera, Drosophilidae. Gene Ontology annotation, cellular component: plasma membrane. The transcript is spliced from 4 exons. The coding region runs from base 1 to 1206 and encodes 401 amino acids. Gene Ontology annotation, biological process: sensory perception of smell; detection of chemical stimulus involved in sensory perception of smell. The record is from RefSeq and is a predicted model, not a curated record. Gene Ontology annotation, molecular function: odorant binding; olfactory receptor activity.
AUGAAGACCACGGAGAUAAAGGAACCCUUUCGGAUGGAGGACUUUCUGCGCCCGCAGUUGUUCCAGCAAGUGGCUCAGAUGGUACACUUCCAUUGGCAAAGGAAUCCGAAGGACAACAGAUUGGUUAACACCUCCAUGUUGACAUUCCAUUUGUCAGCUUUUUUGAACCUUGCGUUCUUUGGCUUCAAUGGAUGGGAUAUUAUAGGACAUCUUUGGCUGGGACAUCCCCUCAAUCUAAAUCCACCCGUAUUGAGCAUCACCAUAUACUUUUCGAUCCGUGGACUGAUGCUGUUCCUAAAACGAAAGGAAAUCAUUGAGCUUGUCAACGACCUGGACCGCGAAUGUCCACGGGAUUUGGCAAGACAGUUGGACAUGGGGAUGGAUAAAACUUACAAAAACUUUUCGCAGCGCUAUCGAUUUGUGGCGAUCUAUGCCCAUGUGGGUGGUUUUCUGUUCUGUGUUAUGCCAGUGGCUGUUUUCCUGCUGACCCACGAGGGAAAAGAUACUCCUGUUGCCCUUCACGAGCAACUUCUUGGAGGAUGGCUUCCAUUCGGGAUGCGAAUGGAUCCAAACUACUAUUUCCCGGCAUGGAUCUUUGACGUUGCGUGCACCAUGUGCGGCUGCUCAUUCUUCGUUACAUUCGACAAUCUGUUCAACGUGAUGCAGGGACACCUGAUCAUGCAUCUCAACCAUCUCGGAAGGCGGAUUUCGGAGCUUGAUCCUCGCAAAAGUGUGACUAACGAGACUCAGUUCUUUGCAGAUCUCAGGAUGGUGGUUCAGAGGCAACAGCUUCUCAAUGAGCUCUUUAGCAAGUACAAUGAAAUCUUUAAGGUGGCUUUCCUUAUAAGCAACUUUUUGGGUGCUGGAUCCCUUUGUUUUUAUCUCUUUAUGCUUUCGGAGACGUCGGAUUUGGUGAGCAUUGCGCAAUACGUAAUACCCACUAUAGUCCUGGUGGUCUUCACCUUUGAGAUUUGUCUACGCGGCACGCAGUUGGAGCAGGCAUCUGAGGGACUCGAGUGGUCGCUUAGCCAACAGGAAUGGUAUUUGGGCAGUCAGCGGUAUAGGAAAUUCUAUCUGCUUUGGACAAAAUAUUGUCAGCGAACUCAGAAACUUAGUGCCUAUGGGCUGAUCGAAGUGAAUAUGGUGCACUUUACUGAAAUAAUGCAGCUGGCCUAUAGACUCUUUACAUUCCUUAAAUCUCACUAA